AUGACCGAAGUACCUUUUCCAUCGAAUCGACAGCUUUGUUCUGAGCUUUUCAUUGAAAAAAACCCGCGACGUGUAUUGGUCAGAGGCUUGGGCAAUCUCGAUUCUUCUACCGCGACAUCUCAAGAGGCUGCGGACAGCGCCUCCCUGCCAGGCAACCCUUGGAUCAGGCUCCGAGAUCCUUAUGAUGGAAUCGCUCAAUUCUUGAAGGACGAAUUGAUGACAGAUAGCUUGGACAAGCUUGCUCCGCAUCUGUGGCUGGUUGCCACGCAGAACAGCGCUCAUAUUUCGUCGCUGAUCCAUCAACUGGUCCGAGGCAGAGAAAUAGUUGUCACAGAGGAUCCAGGUCUCCAUCUGACAUGGAUAUACGAAAGGGUUUUUAUAAAGCCGCUUCCCGAGUAUCUGCUCUCCCACGCGUUUUGGGAUUACUUCCUCGUCGACUCCAGUUCACCCAUUCCUGCUCCGGAAAGGAAAGCUAUCUUCAGAGCGGCAUGUGGCUUCUUGAGAUCCUACGCGUUUCUGAUUCAGCACAAGUCGGACUAUCUACUCGCAAUACAGGAUGACAGAUUGGGCCUAGUUCCGAAAUCCAUCUCGUUUUCCAACUUGGUCGAGUUUUUGAGAUGUUUCAAGUCUAUUCCAGAUACCGAAGUCUCUCGCCGGUAUCUAUAUGGAGAUCUCCGACUCACGCGCCUCAACUUCUGGGUGAAGAUAUUCUUAGGACGAAGAACAUAUUUCAAGCAGUAUGGGCAGUAUGGCGCCUACUUUGCCCAGUUUUAUGGCCCUCUACUGUUUGUCUUUGGAAUUAUUACUCUUACACUGAGCUCGAUGCAAGUUGUUUUAGCUGCGGAAUCAGUUACCGGAUUCGGUGAUGGAUGGAUGAGUUUUGUGUGGAUGUCACAAGGCUUUUCAAUCUUUACGCUGUGCCUGACCCUUCUGUUGUCAUUGUUUCUGGUUGCAAGCCCCAUUUUGUUCAUUUUCCGAGAGGUCAUAUAUGCUGCGAAACACCACCACCAGAAAGACAUUUUUGCAGCAGUGGAUGGCGAUCCAGUGAGCGAAUCUAGUUCAGGAGCGACUAGAGGCAAGACAGAUGCCGCGGGCGUCGUGUAG
Messenger RNA from Trichoderma gamsii, 1104 nucleotides. RefSeq lists its product as hypothetical. The transcript has a single exon. NCBI's taxonomy places the organism in Eukaryota, Fungi, Ascomycota, Sordariomycetes, Hypocreales, Hypocreaceae. Bases 1 to 1104 code for a protein of 367 amino acids. The record is from RefSeq and is a predicted model, not a curated record.